AUGAAGACCUUCGCUCCCGCUCUCCUCGUCGCCUUGGCAGGUGUUGCCUCUGCUCAGCUUCCCGACCUUCCCCAAUGCUCGCUUCAAUGCUUCAUCACCGCAUUGGGCUCGGACGGCUGCUCUGAACUCACCGACUUCAAGUGCCAUUGCCAGAAGUCCGACUCCCUCCUCUCCUCGGUCACUCCCUGCGUGCAGUCCGCCUGCACCGCCGACGAGCAGGCCGAGGUCAUCAAGGGCGUCCAGGACACCUGCGCCUCCAACGGCGUCACCAUCAGCGUCCCGAGCCCCAGCGGUACCUCCGCCCCGGAAUCGUCCGCCGCGCCUGAGUCCAGCAGCGCCGAGAUGUCUUCCACCAUGGAGGCUUCUUCUGCUCCUGAGGCUACUAGCACUAUGCCCGCCUCCUCCUACGCGGCCUCCUCCAUGGCCCCCAGCUCCUCCGUCUCCGCCGUGCCUCUUCCUUCCGCCAACGGCACCGUCCCCUCUGCUACUCCUUCGCCCUCUUCCUCCGAGUUCCCCGGUGCCGCUUCUCGCAUCGGUGCCGCCGCUGGCCUCGUCGGCGCUGCUGCCCUUGCUGUCUUCGCUUUGUAA
This is a messenger RNA of Didymosphaeria variabile, 588 nucleotides long. RefSeq lists its product as uncharacterized. Bases 1 to 588 code for a protein of 195 amino acids. The transcript is spliced from 2 exons. NCBI's taxonomy places the organism in Eukaryota, Fungi, Ascomycota, Dothideomycetes, Pleosporales, Didymosphaeriaceae. The record is from RefSeq and is a predicted model, not a curated record.